CUUGAGACUCACUGUUUUAAACAAAUAUGAUUAAAACACUGUGAGAUAGAUAGAGCCUCUGUGGCUCAGGCUGCUAAGACAGUCUGUUAUUAACAUAGCUGCUUGCAAUUACUGCAGGUUCAAGCCCCACCAGGCCCAAGGUUGACUCAGCCUUCCAUCCUUUAUAAGGUAGGUAAAAUGAGGACCCAGAUUGUUGGGGGGGGGCAAUAAGUUGACUUUGUAUAUAAAUAUACAAAUAGAAUGAAGACUAUUGCUAACAUAGUGUAAGCCGCCCUGAGUCUUCGGAGAAGGGCGGGAUAUAAAUGCAAAUUAAAAAAAAAACAAACAGUGCUCAGAAGAAACUUAUUUUCCAAAGAACCAGAAAGCAGGACAAGAAACAAUGGAUGGAAACUAAUCAAGGAGAGAAGCAACCUGGAAUUAAGGACAAACUUCCUAACAGCGAGGACAAUCAACCAGUGUAACAAGUGGUCUGCAGAAGUUGUGGGUGCUCCAAUACUGGGGUUUUUUUCAGACCAUUUGUCUGAAACGUUACAGGGUUUCCUGCUUGAGCAGAGGGUUGGACUAGAAAGAACUCCAAGAUCCCUUCCAGCUGACUGACUGAUUGAAUGAAAGGGGCUUAGAGAUAACAUGUAAGAAAAUAACGCAUCAUCAAUAACACUUGUUCAAGGAACACAGUCUUUGUCUAACUCAGGAGUCGGCAAUCCUUAAACCCUCAAAGAGCCACAAAUGUCCUAACCGGAAGUCCACCGUUCAAUUUGGAGCUGACCGGAAGUCCGGUUCCCCCACCACAGAGUCUCCUCCUAGUGCGGUUUCCUUUUUUCCUCUACUUUUCUUAACCAUAAGCCCUAUCAAUUGUGGAGCCAACUGGAAAAUCCGCCCCUUGCCAUAAAGGGAAAGGAAUAGAAUGGAUUAAAGUUUAGUAAGCCUAAGAUGGAAGCUCCACAGGUGGUGACCUACAGUUCUUCCAUUGUGCUUGUGGACUCCUUUUUAUUUAUUUUUUUCAGUUCAGUGUUCCGAGUUCUAAACAGAAGUCCCAAGAUUCUGUUCAGAAGAAGAUGAAGGUGGGAUAUUGCUGCAAGAAAGUCACCCUGUACUUGUUUUUCUUCUUCAAUCACCUGUUCUUUAUCUUGGGGGCCCUGAUGGUUGGGAUCGGAACCUGGAUUUUGGUUGACCAAAAGUCCUUCAUUCCCAUCCUGCAGAACUCGGCGCCCUCGUUCCAAGUUGGGCUCUACGUCUUCAUCGGAGUUGGUGCCAUCACCAUGGUGCUCGGCUUCCUGGGGUGCUUAGGGGCCCUCUGUGGCAUCCGGUGUGCCCUUGGCAUCUACCUCACCUGCCUGGUGCUCAUCCUCUCGGCCCAGGUCACCGCUGGUCUGAUGAUCUACUUCCAACAGAGCUCACUGAAAGCCAGAAUGCCCGAAGUGGUGAUUGAUCUCUUCCAGACAUACAACCCUUCGGAUGAUACGAAUCAGGUCCUCGAAUCCGCUUGGGACUUUGUUCAAUCCGAGUUCUCGUGCUGCGGCUGGACCGGACCCGAAGACUGGCAACUCAACAAAAUCCUUUGGUCGAGCAAAAUGCGCUUUUAUCCAUGUUCUUGCAGCAACCAGACGGAGGACGCCCCGCUAGGGACAGGCUUCUGCGCUCUGGAGCCCGAUUCGAACGCGAGCACCGUGGCUGACUGGCCCGUGAAGAAGCAGGGGUGCCGGAUGGCUGUGCAGAACUGGCUGCAGGAAAACUUCAACGUCUUUCUCGGGGUCUGCAUCGGAGUGGCCAUCACGGAGCUGCUGGGGAUAGGCCUCUCUAUCUGCCUUUGCAAAGGCAAAACGUGCCAAUACUGAAGACGACCGCCCCGCCUGGAGCCCGGAUGCGAUCCACGAGGAAAGAGGGAACGGGAUUCCAGAUGGUGCUUGGCAUUCCCUACUGGAGCAUGAACCCCAAUUCCUCUACUUAUCUUGCUCCUUCCACUUUUAUAGCCAAGAGCACAGUUGGAUGCAAAUGUUCGGAACAACAUGGGGUUAGGUUUUAUUCACCGCCAUAAUAAGAUUGUCCAUAUGUCUUUCGGACAAUCCCUUUCGCUGGGUUCGUACCCUCUUCCUUCUGUGCAGUUCGGAUCAAGUUGGGAGAUUAGACUGGUGGACUUCUUCCGGAAAUGUUCCUACCUGAGGCUGGUUCAUCCUUUCUCCAAUUAUUCAGACCCGGCUGUUCAGGCUGACUUCCUGAAUUCCCAAGGGAAAUCUCUUCUGCCUGGAAUUGUACCACUUGCUCUGUUUCUCCAACCUUUGAACAAUAAAUAUUGUAUCGGCUGUACAAUUUUCUUUCCCUUCCUGUUUGGUGUUUGGGAUAUCCAUCAGGUCAAAGGUGAGGUGAGUGUCAAAGGAGGACUCUGGAUCACAGGGAGGAGUCUCUGGCGUUCUCCUCUUCCUGGGUUGAUUCGUUUAGUGACCGAAGUUAUUACGGUACUUGGGAAAAAAUUGACUUAUGACCGUUGCAGCAUUCCCAUUGGUCACAUGAUCAAAAUUCGAGGGCUGGGUAACUGGUUCAGAUUUAUGACGGUGGCAGUGUCUCAUGGUCAUGCGAUGCUCUUUUGCGACCUUCUGACAAGCAAAUCCAAUGGGGGAAGCCAGAUUCACAGAGCAACUAUGUUACUAACUUAACAGUAAUUGCGGCAAGGAAGGUUCUAAAAUGGGGCCAAACUCACUUAGCA
Molecule: messenger RNA, 2701 nt
Organism: Ahaetulla prasina
Lineage: Eukaryota; Metazoa; Chordata; Lepidosauria; Squamata; Colubridae
Product: CD82 antigen-like
Exons: 1
Coding region: 1056-1835 (259 amino acids)
Cellular component (GO): membrane
Source: RefSeq, a predicted model, not a curated record